Ictalurus punctatus (channel catfish) is the source of this 3858-nucleotide messenger RNA. It is a transcript of the gene mims2, whose product is annotated as family with sequence similarity 210 member B. The transcript has 3 exons. The record is from RefSeq and is a predicted model, not a curated record. Gene Ontology annotation, cellular component: mitochondrion. The coding region runs from base 240 to 1094 and encodes 284 amino acids. Lineage: Eukaryota; Metazoa; Chordata; Actinopteri; Siluriformes; Ictaluridae.
GAAGGACGGAGAGGGCGGUGUGUUCGGGGAUCGCGCCGUGUGUUGUUGCUCUCUUGUCGCUUGCGUUAGCGCAUUAUAAAUGCUUCACUAUAGUCGACUAUUUUCGGCAGAGACCUAUCCCCACCCUGUGGAAUCCGAUUCUUUUUUGUAAAGCGUGACUGGUGGUGUUUAUUACCUUCGUCUAAGAUAAGUGGUCUCACACAACGCUGCUCAGGCGUCAUAAGUGUUGGUAAGAGACGAUGUUUGUCAGUCGAGGAGUCCGGUGUGCGUCAUCAUUCACCUAUUAUAAAUUGACGGGUUCAGUGCAGGUUACAGUAAACAAACCACGGGCUGCCGUGGGAGCAGUGCAUAACUCUAGCAUUAUUUCCUGCUCCCAAGUCUGUACACACAGGGUCUGUGUUCUGCCUGCUGGAGCACUACAGGAGAAGUAUGUGAGAAGCACCACAUGUAAACAUGUGUCUCCUGCUGUGACCGCCGGCAAAUCGGCUUCAAGACUGGGCUUCAUUUCGCCCUUUUCGUGGAGAAGCCAGGAUCGUAAUACGAAUAACCGACUACAUUCCAGCAAAAGCUUAUUUUGUCUUGGUACCGAAACGUGUAUCAUUGGCUCCUCCACGAACAAACUUCUGUCAAGUGCUUUAUCCACCGUUUCGAAACAGAAACAAGCCGACUGGAUGAGGACGGACCCGGCCACACAGGUUCAGAAGGUACUGCUUUCUAAGAGCUCACAAGCAGGAGCUGAAAAGCCAGAGCCUGAGGAAAAGCGAAAUAAAACAGAAGAGCUGAAGAAGGUUUUUAAGGAAUACGGUGCUGUUGGUGUUUCAUUUCACAUUGGAAUAUCUAUCAUUUCUCUUGGAAUUUUCUACACUGCCGUGUCUAGCGGGAUCAAUAUGACAGCUGUCCUUUGCAAACUGGGCUUCAAUGAAUCUGUUGUUCAGUCGAAGAUGGCUGCUGGCACUAGCACUUUUGUGCUAGCUUACGCUGUUCACAAAAUCUUUGCUCCAUUUCGGAUCAGCAUCACCCUUGUGUCUGUACCACUCAUAGUACGAUAUCUUCGGAAAACAGGACUCUUCAAAUCCUCACCACGUCGUCUGUGAACAAGCAUAUUUUCCGUGGUGGACUGCAUGUUCACUAUAGUUUUAAUGUUUUUUUGUAUUGUAUAGAUUCAGGUCUAAAAUAGCUUCACAGAUGCAUAUGGAAAUUAUAGAAAUUGUUGAUGAUUUUAAAUUAUGGGUAUUAGCAUUUUAUAAAUAGCUGUAAAAAUAGCCCUAAAAUAGCGCUACUCCAUGAUUAGCGUGGCUCGGCCCAUAUGGCUUAGCAACACAGGACAAGCCAUAUCCUGCCCAACAACUGCAUUUGUCUUUUCUAUCAUAAAUACAACUUAAAAUUAAAAUAAAAGGGUUUUUUAAAAAAAAAAAAAAUACCAGGCAUUUGAUAUUUAAAUACACAUGGUUCCACUGUGACAUGAAACACAGCUGUGCGUGAUAGCCGUGCACAAUACUCGAAUAUUUAGUGAAAAUAAAGAGGAGCAAGUGUUUACUUAAUAGCUCCCACACUCCCAAACACAUCCAAGUAGGCCAAUAUUGCAAACUUUAGUGAAAAAACACAGAAGUUUGACUGUUUUUUAAAAUCCCACUCCUGCCUGUACCAGAAGGAGUUCAGAAUCAUAAAGUGUUUUUUUAAUUGCCAAGUACAGGGUGUACAAGGAAUUCCUUUUGGUGCAAGGUCACACAUUGUACAGGACAGCACAGUAACCAAAGAAUAAAAACCAUGGAACAUAUCUGUAAUUCUGACCAAUCCUGCUCCUGCUGAAAAUUCGACCAGUCCCCUCCACUCCUGCAUUUAUUGUUUUUGAUUAUUUUGCCUGGCCACAGUAUUUUCUAAUGAAGAUAGCUAAAUGUCCUCAAAUAUAAGCUAUUGGUAAUUUAAGCCACCUGACCAGGAUAAAGCAGUUAAUGCGAAUGAAUAACAGUCGUAAAAGCAGUAUAUAAGCAUGCAAUGUGUUCCUUGGUGGUGGAAAUAGCCACAAAGUAGUGGAAAAUGUAAGUGUAAGUAACGCUAUUAUUAAUACUAACACAUUAUUAAAUAGAGUAUUCUAUACUCACCAAGCACUUUUUUAGGAACACCUGUACACUUACUCAUUCAUGCAAUUAUCUAAUCAGCCAAUCGUGUGCCAGCAGUGUAGUGUAUAAAAUCAUGCAGAUAUGGGCCAGCAGCUUUGGGUAAUGUUCACAUGAACCAUCAGAAUGGGGGGAGAAUGGGAUUUCAGUGAUUUCGGUCAUAGCAUGACUGUUGGUGCCAGAUGGGCUGGUUUGAGUAUUUCUAUAACUGCUGAUCUCCUGGGAUGAUCACGUACAACCAUCUCUAGAGUUUACUCAGAAUGUUGCAACAAAGAAAAAAUAAUCCAGUGAGCGACGGAAAUGUUGUUGAUGAGAGAGCUACAUUAACUCAGAGAACCGCUCUGUACAAUUGUGGUGAGCAGAAAAGCAACUCAGAAUGCACAACAUGCCAAACCUUGAGGCAGAUGGGCUACAACAGCAGAAGACCACAUCAGGUUCCACUUCUCUCAGCCAAGAACAGAAAUCUGAGGCUGUAGUGGGCACACGCUCACCAAAACUGGACAGUUGAAGACUGGAAAAACAGCCUGGUAUGAUGAAUCACAAUUUCUGCCAAGCCCCACAGAUGGUAGGGUCAGAAUUUGACACCAACAUGAUGAAUCUAUGGACCUAACCUGACUUGUGUCAAUAGUCCAGGCUGGCAGAGGUGGUGUAAUGGUGUGGGCAUGUUUUCUUUGCACACUUUAAUUGAAAUAAAACUUUUGGCCCCUUAAUACUAAUAAAUCAUUGCUUGAAUGCCACAGCCUAUUUGAGUAUUGUUGCUGACCAUGUGCAUCCCUUCAUGGCCACAAUUUACCCAUCUUGUAAUCCCUACUUCCAGCAUGAUAAUCCUCUCAGAUUAGUCCUCUCAUAAGUCAUCUCAAAUGGAGAUUUGUAUAAUGAAAGUGCACCUGAAAAAUCUGCAGGAAUUGCAUGAUGCAAUCAUGUCAACAUGGACCAGAAUCUCUAGACCAGAAGGGAAGCUAUUCUGGGAGCAAAAGGAGGCCCUACUCAGUAUUUGUAUAAUAUUCCUAAUAAAGUGUUUGGUGCAUGCAUAUAUGGUAUAAUGAAUGUAUAUCUAUAGGACCUGUAGUGGAAAAACAACCUUCCAUGAAAGCAUCAAUGAGAAAGCACACACCACUAAAUUCCUGAUAAACAGUCACUCGUGUGAACACCUGUGCAAACAAUUUGGUGUAAAUUAGAUAUGAAAGUGAACUAGAUGUGCAAGCUGAAGAAAAUAUUAUUCUGCAAAUACAGUAUUUUCAUGAGCAUAUUAUAACAUUUGUGAGGUGAUAUGAUUACCAUUGAAAAUCAUCUAGUAUCUCUGAAGUUUAACACUACAGUAAUAUUUUUAAUAUCAUUUUCACAGACUGUUAGCAAAAAGAAUUAAAUAAAAUAUUAUUAAUUGGACUUGUACACCACAGCUUUGCAACACUUACUAUGCAGUUUUUCAGAGAUUGAGCAGAACAAGUCUGAUGACAGUGUCCAUGCAUUUAAUCAUGUUGAAGCAUUCCAGGAUUGGCCUGAAUUGUCAUUAUACAAAAUGAAAAUUAUUUUGCCUAUUUAAAGGUUAUUUGGGCUUUUUGUUUUAUUUGCAUUCUUUAUUAUGUUUGUAUGUAUUAAUGUCUAUGUGUACAUCACCAAGAAUUUGAACCGUUGUUUAAAAUGUGUAAAAUAAUCUGUUGUAAUGUUAUAUGAAUUAUAUAAGCUUUAUGUUAUAUAAUCUUUUUGCACCAUAAAUAAAAUCAGUUUUUGUUGAAAAGCA